AUGGCUCUCGACAAUGUUCCAUCCCAGGAUGGUUCAACUAGUCCGGCCCCGACUCAAUCGACUAGGCCUCGAGCUUACAACCCUGCCAUCGCAAAGUACUUUCCGUUAAACUUCAAGCCAGAGCUGGUUGUCCACCCCGAUCCGAUCACGCUUUAUCUUGCAUUCUUUGGGAAAUGGGCUUGGAAGCGUUAUGUUGGACAACAAAUCAUGGAACGUGUGGAAAAUUUCUAUAUUGUCACGAAUCGCUGCGUAACGCAGGAGGAACUGGACGCAUUCACCACCAUCGACUCACGUUCACUCUACCAGAAGAAGAUAGGUAUACCAGUCUCGGCCUUCCUCGGCACCGCAUGGAACUACAGAAAGAUUCGCAAGUCGAUAUUCUUCCAUCCGGACCAAACACCCAUGCAGUUCCUUCGUUCAUCUGCGAGUCUGUUCAGAGUCGAUCCUACUUUCCGAACCUUUAUGUCCAAAAUUGGCUUCAAUAUGUUCUUCUGGACGUUCACAGGUUCGCUUAUAUCUCUAAUAUGGGGUUCAGUUAAUGCACACGAUGCUAUUGUCGCGGACUCCCGAUUGGGUGCAUGGAUUGAGGAUGCAUUCAUUGAGGAACGCAAAACGAUGACGACCUCAGAGGCAAUUCGAAAACGCUCCUAUAUUGCGCAGCAAGUCAUCCAUGCGAGGCUUAAUGGUGAGCCAGUUCUCGCACAAAAAGUGGUAGAGGCCUUAGAUCGUGGUUUUUCUUAUGAUCAGGGUCAGGAUGGAUAUGAUAACUCGCCAACGGCGACUAUGCCUGACGAGACCUACAAUACUUCUCAAACAGCAAGCUCAUCCAGCCCAGUAUAUCAGCAGCAGUCGGUACCGCAGCAUAUAGACGUUAGACCCUCUUCUCAGUCAGACUCGGAUGCAACCGAUUUUUUCUUGGGUGGUAGCGAUAAUGACGCUAGUCCAACAGCUAAGGAAUACCGGGGCAUAAACUCCAAUGAAUAUUCAUCUGGAAGUGUCUGGGCCCGCAUUCGACAGCAAACUUCCCGGCCUACUUCACAGCCCACUGCACAGCGUCAGACCAACGUCUCAUGGAGCCAAUCAGACCAGAAUCUCCCAGACCAGGAAGAGAAUGCGGCUGCUACCAACCAAGCUCGAUUUAAUUAUGAGAGGGAUCAGGAGAAGAAGCAGGCUCGGGUGGAAUUCGACCGCAUGAUGGAAGCUGAGCGAAAUGCUUCUAAAGAUGUAUCUGAACGGAAGUGGUGA
Molecule: messenger RNA, 1245 nt
Organism: Penicillium taxi
Lineage: Eukaryota; Fungi; Ascomycota; Eurotiomycetes; Eurotiales; Aspergillaceae
Product: putative endo-1,3(4)-beta-glucanase
Exons: 1
Coding region: 1-1245 (414 amino acids)
Source: RefSeq, a predicted model, not a curated record